UAAAAGGGCUCCAUACCAAGCCACGAUCAGUAUGCAAAUGUGGAACGUUGCAGACAGAAAUGCCAUAGCAUCACAGGAAGCUGCUGAGGUGAGGACGGCUCAUAAUAAUGGCUGGAAUGCGGUGAAUGGUAUCAAACGCAUUAAAAUCAUGUAUUUGAUGUGUUCGAUAGCAUUCCAUUAAUUCCGUUCCAGCCAUUACUAUGAGCCUGUCCUCCCCAAUUAAGGUAUUACUGGCAGACUGUCAUAGAUAGAGAUGCCUCGAUUCAUGAUUCAGUCGAACAACUCCGUCGAUUCUAUUUAAUUUCCAUCUACUCUAAUAAAAACCAAAACUGACUUGUAAAAUAUGUAAUGCAUAUUGUAGCCCUAUGCAGUGCCAUUGUUACACAACUCUUAUCUGUCCAACUAUGUUUGUUCAUUACAUUUAGAGCACCACACGACUUUGAAGAACACACAAGGCAGCCAUUGCUGGGAAAAUGCAGGGCCAGAGAGAGAAGACAUUCAUAUUGAUCCUCGUUGCUGCGCUCUCUCACAGGGUGACUCAGGCAAAGGUAAUGGACAUGGUUCCUAAUGCCGUGGAUGACCAGUACACUCACUGUCGGGAGCAGAUGUUGAAGAAGGUUGUGGAAGGGGGUCUGCUGGAAGAAGAACUGAAAGGCAGUAUAGAGUAUAGUUCUGCCUGGCAGGCAAAGCAGUGUACAAAAUUUAUCCCGGGAGGCGUCAAGCAACACACAGAUGCAUUGGUGGCUUAUGGACAUGGGGGAAAUGUGUUCAGAAAGAUUUUCAACCAAGCAGUGGAGACUCAGGGUGGGAAUGUCACUGUCUAUAACGGCAACUUCCGGUUCAAAUCCCUCCACUUCCUUCUAAUGGAUGCCAUGAGGCUUUUGAAGACAGAGAACUGCCAAACUGUGUUUCGUGGCCCAAGCAAAGAGUAUGAGGCACAAGUAGGGUCAGAAGUGCGAUUUGGGAGGUUUACCACAACCAAGGCCAAACGUUCCGACGCGGAGGAAGCUGCUUCAGACAGUGGGAUCCUUUUCAACAUUAUUUCCUGCACUGUAGUCAACAUUGAUGAGUACAGUUGUGUCUCAGACAGCAUUGAUCAGCUGAUAUCCCCAGCAGAGGUGUUUAGGGUGGCUGAGGUAAACAAUGUAAGAAAUAAAGAUCACGAGUACAGAGAGAUCGUUUUGACAAGUUCAAGGACUCACAGCAUUGACAGCAUCCACGACUGUUACCUCUUCCCCAGAUCUACAAGUACGAAUCCUCCAUCAAUCAUCCCCAAAGGCUCCUCUACUCAAUGGCUUGGCAGUAGCCUGUCUGUUCUUGUGGUUGUAUCUCUCUCUAUCUCCCUGAUCACCAGGACUGAUCAUCUCUGAUAAACUAAAGUGUUGAAUGAUAAUAGAUGUGGUAAAGAAGUCAAUGGAACGCAGACCGUGGGGGAUAGAAGGACGCACAUUCAACCAAUCUGAUCUAACAAAAUAGAUAUUUGUCAAAUUAUCAUUUUUUAUGUAUUGUAACAUGCCUUGAAUGUGCUUACUAAAGUUUGAUUUGGAUAUGUCUGUUUUCACGGCAUAACAUUUAGAAAUAGUCCCUUUCAGGUUUAGUAGAAGUGACUGCUAAAGGCUAACUCCCAUUCGUAUAGACUGGUAGCAUAGCUAGCAUAGAGAAAUCGAUGGUGGUAGUAAGUCGUUUUUUAACUGUAAUGCAGUUUCUUGGUGAUGAUGACAUCAACAUGUAUUCGGGUUGACAUCCAUACCAGCAUUAUUCUCAGAUUUUUACCUCAACAUAGGGUGAAACACACAAACAAUAGCCUAAAUGUAGGCUAAUUUUGCUGGUGGCCAUUGAGGAGAUUCUGAAUCUUUUCCCCACGACAUCUUUUCCCCCAUGCGUUUCCAUGGCAUUUUCAUUGUUUUGGUUGAGUUCCAAUGAACUCUUCACUGCAUCUAUUGAUAAGGACAAACACACACACACAGACACACACUUGCAUGUAUGUAAUAUCAGUGCACACAGACACAGAUAUUCAUCAAAUGUGACAAAGCGCCAACCUGUCAAACCCCUCUUAGCAUAAUGAUAUUCUCUUGAAAAAUGUAUUUCUUUGCAUUUUAUUGUUUCUGUAAAAAAAAAAAAACGUUUUAAACAUUUACAAAACAUUUUUGUAAAACGUAGAAAAUACGUUUUAAACAUUGUGGUAUGCAUUUAGCACAUAUUUUGGUAUCACAACAAUUGACUGUGGGUGGUGUCCAGUUUUCAUAGAUGUAAUUUAAUUUCCCUCUUGUUUUGUUAUCGAAUAAAGAAACAAGUUGAGCAUUUUUGAGCGUUGUAUAGGACACCUUUUGCAUCUACGCAUUGAGAUGGGGUGGGAGGGAGUGAUUUAAUUAUCUAA
Messenger RNA from Salvelinus fontinalis (brook trout), 2377 nucleotides. RefSeq names its product T-cell ecto-ADP-ribosyltransferase 1-like. Gene Ontology annotation, molecular function: NAD+-protein-arginine ADP-ribosyltransferase activity; NAD+ poly-ADP-ribosyltransferase activity. The transcript has 4 exons. The record is from RefSeq and is a predicted model, not a curated record. Lineage: Eukaryota; Metazoa; Chordata; Actinopteri; Salmoniformes; Salmonidae. Bases 474 to 1370 code for a protein of 298 amino acids.